This is a messenger RNA of Odontomachus brunneus, 2605 nucleotides long. RefSeq names its product aprataxin (gene Aptx). Gene Ontology annotation, biological process: double-strand break repair; single strand break repair. Gene Ontology annotation, cellular component: nucleus. The record is from RefSeq and is a predicted model, not a curated record. Gene Ontology annotation, molecular function: single-strand break-containing DNA binding; mismatched DNA binding; single-stranded DNA binding. Lineage: Eukaryota; Metazoa; Arthropoda; Insecta; Hymenoptera; Formicidae. Bases 55 to 549 code for a protein of 164 amino acids. The transcript is spliced from 3 exons.
UUCUACACUUGACGAUAUUCGCGAUAAUAACCUGCGCAAGUUGUACUUACAGUUAUGACUACGAAACGGAAAAUGGAAUCAGACGCGAGUAAGUCAUCUAGUGCCAAGAGACAUUGGUCGGCCGGUUUGCUCAAGUCGAUGGAGGAUCCCGAGAGCAAGGUUACGGAGGAUGAUAAAACAGUUAUUAUUAAGGACAAGUAUCCUAAGGCACAAUUUCACUUCUUAGUCUUACCGAGGGAAGAUAUCCCUUCUAUAUGGCACGUCAAGGGAAAACAUUACGACUUGCUGGUGCAUAUGGACAAUAUCGCUCGCCGUCUCACGGAGAAAUACGCGGAUCACAAGUUCAUCAUCGGCUAUCAUGCGAUACCGAGUAUGCAAAGACUUCACCUGCACGUGAUAAGCACAGACUUCGUCAGUCCUUGCUUGAAAACAAAGUACCACUGGAACUCGUUCACAACACCAUUUUUCUUACCUUCCUCAGACAAAUUGAAUUUUAGAUAUAUGCCGCCAAUUGCGCGAGACAAGCGAGAUCCGAAGAAUUUCUGUUGAAGAGAGCGAAGGCUAUCUGGCCACGGAACUUAAGUGCCAUGUGUGCGCGACACGGCUCAAAAACAUGCCGCGAUUGAAGGAGCAUUUGUUAACGCAUCUCAACAAGCAACAGUAGAACACGGAAGCCGUCGUACAGUAUUAAAAAGAUGUAAAUUAUUUGCGACAAAUAAAUUAUUCUUUUUCGAGACUUCUUGAAAAACAUUAUGUUAUCUUCGAGGAAAACGUGCAACAGCAAAUUCGACGAGAAUUGAAAAAUUCAGAGCAAAAAGAGCGAACGCGCAGAUAAAAGACGCGAUACAACUUAUGUAAAUUAUUUUCUCAAAGAGUAAACUGUUGUCUUUCAUGGCCCAUUACGCAAACGUUACGCAAGGCGAGAUGUGUUCGAAGGAAUUCGUUGGGACAGGCAAGAGUCGUAAGAAUCGAGAAAUGCAGGUUUAUGUGAUAUUUCGGAAAAUUUACUAUAAAUAAAUUUGAUGUUUAUCCUUAAUAGAUUUUGCGUCUAUAAUAUCCAAUUAUAUUCUAACUAUUUACAAAGUCUUCUCAUUGCAUGUGUAAGUAUGUAUGUCUGUAUGUGAUUAUAAACGCAUGUGUAUGUGUGUCGUGUACUUGCGUGUACGUUAUACUUAAUCUGUAUACAUUUAGUAAUACUGCAAUUAAUAGUUGAAGCGUUUCUGCUCUGUAUCGAAACAGUAGGCAUCAGUAAUAUUCGCGCAAGGCCUUGCUGUUAUUGCUUGCGUGUCCAGCCGCAGAUCCGCGAAGGGAUGCGCGACGGAUGUGAGAAAGUUCCGAUUUCUUGUUAACUUUUCUUUUAAGUAUACAUCUCCCCGGACGACACACUUCUGUAUAAUCUUAAGUUAAAUUAAACUAUCAUUUCUUAGUGAACGUAUAUUCGUCUCGCGGCGCCUUCGAACGAAGAGAAAGGCGCGCGCGUAUCGAAUUAAUUUAUCUUAAUAUGAUACACGGCGAGAGGAGGCCGACGCAGCAAAGUCCGAGAAGGGCGGCGAGGAAUUUCGGGGAUCGAUGCUCGACCAGCGCGACGAAAACGCUUGUCGACGGUCCCUUCGCCCAUCUCGGAGGAACGUGCGCCAUUCCUCUCGCAAAGAAGCGCACCGGUUCCCAUCUUAAAGUUUGCAACGCCUGCAUAAAACGUAGGACCUGCAAAGUUCGCCGUGAUGGAAACGACGCGCGAUCUCCGUUCACCCUAUCUCGUGUGUGGAAAGAGAAGGGAUGAGAAAAACAGAAAGAGAAAGUUUAACGUGUGGGUGUGGACGUGUUGGGAUGUGUGUAUGUAUGUGUAUAUGGGUAAUAGUGGUGUGUGUUGCGUGUAAGGUAACGAGAUCGGCGAUCGGAUUGAGCACGUACUCUCUCUGUCCGUAGAAGAAGCACAACGUCGACGUGUGAUAUUUACACAUAUUCCGGAAAUAUAUUAUCUUUAUCUCUAUACGUCCUCGAAAAAAUAUACUCGCAUAUAUACACACACAUACACACACAUAUUUCAGAGUCGGAAAUAUACAUGACUUCUCGCGCGCGCGGUUACAUCCAACCAAAGUUUCGCGACACGCGUGCUUCUUCGUUCGCGGUAGAAAGAUUACGCCGUUAAGUCGAGACGCGACUCGUGAUAAACUAACUCUAACCAACAAACUAACUAACUACGGAUACAUAUGUAUGUAUGUCUCUCUCGCGAUCAGUUCUCACUAGAAAGAAGAAUAGAGAAGUCCGGCCGGGACGCGAUGGCCGCGUCCGUUCGCUCGGUGAUUUUUCGUCCGCCCGCACCGUGCGCGGCCCGCCAAAAGCGGUCUUUUUGACAAAGCCACUGGGCAGCGAGAACAAUGCCGAUCCGUCGAAACGAAUCACCAUUUUUUCGAACAUCGCGGCGCAACGCGCGCGACCACCAGCUGCCCGGCCAUCCCCCGAAUACCCUGUUUACGUCUGCAUUGUGCGAGAGAGAGAAAGAGAGAGAGAUUGAAAGAGAUUUAAAGAUAUAUAUAUAUAUAUGUAUAUAUAUAUAUAUAUAUAUAUAUAUAUAUAUAUACAUAUAGAUAUAGAUAUAGAUAAA